UUCUGUUUUUCCCACGGUCUACUUCCGCUUUACGCUCCCGAUUAUUUCCAAAAAUUAUGGAGAUUAGACAGAAAACUGAUACAAAAAGAGGCCCAUAUCGAAGUUGCUAUGACCAGGCUGAUUUAAAAUUGGCUUAUGAUGCAGUGAUGAUAAAUCACAUUUCUGUGCAGAGAGCUGCCACUACUUAUGGGGUACCAGUUACUACACUAAAAGAUAGGGUCCAUGGUAACAUCCCAAUAGAUAAUGUGCAGUCAGGCCGCACCCAGUUGUUCUCAAAAGACCAAGAAACCAUGUUGGCCCAGCAUUUGAAUUCCAUGGCAGAGGUUGGGUAUGGAUAUUCACGAACAGAAGCUAUUAACCUGGCAUCUGACUAUGCGGUCCACCUUGGUAUCAGAGAUAAAGAUCACCCUCUAACUCUUAGAUGGCUAUACAAAUUCCUGAAGAGAUUUCCUGAAUUGUCCGUCAAAAAGCCUCGCAGUCUUGAGUCUGCCCGUGCCAGCAGAGGUGCAAUUUCCAAUUACUUCACGGAGCUUAAUAAGAUCCUGAGUGAAAAUGAUUUGCUGAGUCGGCCUGAAGCAAUUUUCAAUGUUGACGAGAAAGGCCUAUCAGUCGACCACAAACCCCCAAAAAUUAUCACUGGUGCUGUAUACAAGGCCAAGGCAAUAACAUCUGGAAGGUCUCAAACUGUAACCUUGAUUGGAGGAGCCAAUGCCAUGGGGAAUCAGGUACCACCAUUUUUUGUCUUUCCCGGCAAGCGAAUGUUACCUGAAUUACUGCAAGGUGCUUCCACUGGAGCUACAGGUGUUGUUUCCGAAACGGGUUGGUCAAACACUGAUAUCUUCAGCCAGUACAUGAAGGAGCAUUUAGUGAAGUAUUUGCCACCCCACAAUGCCAAAUCCCCAGUGCUUGUCCUCUAUGAUGGUCAUAAAAGCCACAUAUCACUGCCACUGAUUCAAUGGGCCAAAGAAAACCAUAUAAUUCUGUUUGUCUUGCCUCCACAUUGCAGCCACUUGCUCCAGCCAUUAGACAUUAGUUGUUUUGGCCCAUUUGAAGUUUCCUGGAACUCAACAUGCCAUGGCUACAUGCGAGAAUCUGGUGGACGAGUAAUAAACCGGUAUGAUGUGUGCAGAUUGGCAUGCAAGGUAUAUUCUUACACUCUGACACCAUCCAAUGUUCAAGCAGCCUUCAAGAAAAGUGGAGUAUAUCCUCUGAACCCGGAUGUUGUGUCAGACCUUGACAUUGCCCCAUCAUUGAGCUUUCCAGCUGCAAAGGAAAGUGACAACAGCAAAAACAAACAGCCUGAAACCAAAGUUGAAAACACUAAUACUGAUGAAGCAAACACAUUCCUGAAAAACAGAGGUGGAAACAUUUUGGAAAAUGUUAAGGUUGCUAAAGCUAGAAACACCCUCAGCAAAGUUGUAGGAGGCAAGGCGAUCACUAAUGAGGAUGUGAUAACAAAAAUACAAAAUCACAUUCACUCACAGUCCACAUCUAUGAAGAGAAAAUUUAUUCCUCCAUUUAAAGACCACCAAACACACCAGAAAGAAACCUCUACAAUUAAGAAGACAAAAGGGAAACAGCCACAAGCUCAACACGAAAAAGUGAAGACAAUCACUCAUGACAAAACCAUGGAUUCAGAUGAUGACAUUGAAUCUGAAGACGAAAAGUGUUGUGUAUGUGGGAAAUUCUACCCUGACAAAUCAGAUUAUGACCACAUAAAGAUAGUUCAGUGGGGACAAUGUGACACUUGCAACAAAUGGGUCCAUUUGAAAUUCUGCACAAGAGUGAAAGUACUCAGACGUGGUGAUAGUUUUCUCUGUCCCACAUGUUGCAAAGCAGAAGAGUAAUCAAUAACUAUCAAACACCUACCUGUAAAUAAGUUCAAUUUAGUUAAAGUUAUCAACUGUUGACUCUUACUGUUCAUGUUAUUGAAAAUGACUAUAUAGCCCACCAUAUAUUGACCUCUAUGAUGAAGAGAAU
Dreissena polymorpha is the source of this 1980-nucleotide messenger RNA. RefSeq lists its product as uncharacterized. NCBI's taxonomy places the organism in Eukaryota, Metazoa, Mollusca, Bivalvia, Myida, Dreissenidae. Gene Ontology annotation, cellular component: nucleus. Gene Ontology annotation, molecular function: DNA binding. The record is from RefSeq and is a predicted model, not a curated record. The transcript is spliced from 2 exons. The coding region runs from base 57 to 1847 and encodes 596 amino acids.